Mollisia scopiformis is the source of this 1102-nucleotide messenger RNA. RefSeq lists its product as uncharacterized. NCBI's taxonomy places the organism in Eukaryota, Fungi, Ascomycota, Leotiomycetes, Helotiales, Mollisiaceae. Gene Ontology annotation, biological process: glutathione biosynthetic process. Gene Ontology annotation, cellular component: glutamate-cysteine ligase complex. Gene Ontology annotation, molecular function: enzyme regulator activity; glutamate-cysteine ligase catalytic subunit binding. The transcript is spliced from 2 exons. The record is from RefSeq and is a predicted model, not a curated record. Bases 85 to 1023 code for a protein of 312 amino acids.
UUUACCACCACCAAACUUAAACUCGGCUUUUUCGUCCAAUUCUUACUUCACUGUCUCAGACUAGCUGUCUGCAGUGUUGUAAACAUGACGCGCCUAAUCCUCUCUACUUCCAAUAUUAUGACCGGUGGACCUUCUAUAAUAAGAAAACCAGGGGCAGACCGAUCGAAUCUCGAGCUCACAAACUCCCUCCGAAGCAAUUUUCUGGCAGCGCAACAAGAUUAUUCCCCUCCACUCUCCGCAACGAAUAGCGUUAGAGACAGUUCCGAUGAAGACCAAAUCUCUCGGCCACAAGCCUCGGUCUGGACAUCGCGUCAUGGUUCCGAAUAUUACAUUCCAAAGAUAGACUGGUCAAUGUCUGGUCUUGCGGAAGAGCCAAGUCAAUACGAUAUCACAGUCAAGUUGUUCUACUUGAAGGAGGCAGAUGUUAAGGAGAGACCACAGCAUACCAAAGAUGCGGUAAAUCUGGUCUUGAAAGAACUAGGAGUACCUUCGAUUGAUCUCUUAAUCGUUUCGUUCCCAGGAAUGUCCUUUGAGGGUGACUGCGAGUGGGAAGCAGACAAGAAGAAUUCGGCGCAAGGCAAUGAUGAGGAGGAGAUCGCAUCCUGGUCAGUUCUUGAAGAACUACACAACAAUGGUGUUGUGAAGAGGUUGGGUCUCGCAGAAUUUGGCAGUGAAAAGCUAGCAAGGUUUCUUGCAAGAGUCAAUGUCCGACCGCAAGUCGACCAGGUUAAUGUCAAGGACUGUUGCAAUGUCCCGCCACCACUAAUGAAGCUGGCAAAGCGGGAGCAAGUCGAGCUGCUCACACAUAAUGAUUGCACGGACAUCCUUCCAAGCGGUACUUUAAGAGAACUAUUGGGCCAAGGGGUUAGAGGAGCAGGAAUCCUUUCUGAGACGAAGAGGGGAAUUGAUGGGAUGAAAGGUGAUUUGACCCCGGAAUGGGUGGUCAAAUAUACUGCAGUGGUUCGAGACCGAGGUGUAAUCGAAAAUAAGGGAUAUUUUGCCGUUGCAGAGCUGAAGGAAUGAUGGUCGAGUGAGGUAAAUGGAGGGAUACUUGGAUACGGCGUUCGGCGCAUGGCGUUAUGAGCAGCACAUUAUAAGCGUA